Fusarium fujikuroi IMI 58289 is the source of this 2742-nucleotide messenger RNA. Its product is annotated as related to small s protein. Lineage: Eukaryota; Fungi; Ascomycota; Sordariomycetes; Hypocreales; Nectriaceae. The coding region runs from base 1 to 2742 and encodes 913 amino acids. The transcript is spliced from 3 exons. The record is from RefSeq and is a predicted model, not a curated record.
AUGGCGGAAAUAAUCGGACUUACCGCCAGCAUCUUAACCUUCAUCGAGUUCUCCGCAGUAUUUGUUUCAGCGGUGCAGAGGGUCCACGCAGCUACCGAUGGCACACCUCAAGAAAUCCGGGAGCUUCUUCAGCAAGCCGAUGACAUUGCGGACUGGGAGGAUAGGCUCACGGUUCUCAAGUCCCAGAAGAGACUAACUUCGGCCGAGCUUCGUAUCUUGAAGACCGGGGGAGCUUGUCGGAAGACAGCAGAUGAUAUAAAGGCCAUCGCGGAAAAGGUCUCUAUACGAUCUGGUGCGAAACUGAGAUUCUUGGAGCAUCCGCGCGUGGUUUUCGGGCUGCUCGCAUCGCAGCCUGACCUGAAACGAUUACAGGAGCGUCUGAUGAACCAUGAAACAGCUGUGAAAGAAGCACUUGCCCUACUAAUUCGGAAUAAAAACCAUUCAGAGACAAUUAAAGCCUUAGAGGCGAUGCGAGAGGAACAUUUGUCAUACAAGAUUGAGCAGUCGGUGAGAUUUGACGCUAUACAAGAAGAGAUAUUAGCUGCCUCGCAACGGAUCAGCCACGACUUUAUUGAGUUCAAGGGCCAGGUCACAAGCCUUCGGAGCAAGAUUGAGAGUCUCGAGAAUGAAAGACAAACUUGUGAGAAACAAAUUCGCAUCUUGAAAGGUCUCUACUUCCACGAAAUCAGAAAACGAUGGGACAAGAUCGACGACGCUGCCGCCCGCACACUUGCUUGGCUUCAUGAUCCGAGCAAAACAUCAUUUCUGCACUGGCUUUCCUCCGAGACGAACGAGAUCUAUUCCAUCAGUGGCUUGCCUGGCAGUGGAAAGUCGACAUUAAUGAAGUUUGCAUUUGAGCAUGAGACAACCAUUCAAAGCUUGAAACAGUGGGCCGGAGCUACAAAGCUUUGUAGGGCAAGCUAUUUCUUUUGGAAUCAAGGAUUUGAGAUGCAAAAGUCUCAAAUCGGACUGCUUCAAUCCCUCCUUUACCAAGUUAUGAGGCAGAUUCCCAGCCUCGUCUCGCUCGUCGAUCGCGAGCGCCCUGACUACGAACUGUGGGACUUUGACGAACUGCUGUUACUUUUCAACAAGGUGAAACUAGAAACAGCCCCUUCAGUCAAGUUCUGCUUCUUCAUAGAUGGUCUGGAUGAAUAUGACGGCAGUGAAGAGGGCAUAGGCCAACUGAUCAAGUCGAUCUCCGAAUCUCCCCAUAUCAAGAUUUGUGUAUCCAGUCGACCUCGGUCCUUCUUCGAGCAGAAUCUUUGGUCAAACAAGUAUUCUCUAAAGAUGCAGGACCUCACGAUGGACGAUAUGCGACUUUAUAUGGCAGACGCCCUUGGAGAGCAUGUGGACUUACAGCAGCUGCAAGUAGACCCAUCUGGAAAGCUUUUGCUCGACCAAAUAACGGAAGAUGCCAAGGGGGUCUGGCUCUGGGUCCAUCUGGUCACGAGAGACCUGAAACUUGCAGUGCGAGGGAACGAGACCAUACGGAAGCUCCGCGAAAUCGUCCAAGAUUUCCCGAAGGACCUGGAGAAGUAUUUUGAGCUCAUAAUUCAUCGAGUCGACCCUGUAUUCCGAAAAGAAAUGGCAAGGACAUUUCUUGUCACCGUUUUCGAGGUCCAGCCUCUUCCACUAUACGCAUUCUAUCUUCUAGAUGAGGAGAUCGAGGACGAAGACUAUGCACUGAAAGCGGAAAUUGGUCCACUCGAACCUGCGACUGUUGCUCAGGUCGGGAAAGAGUGGAAAGAUAAGAUACAUAGACGGUGCAGUGACCUCCUCGUGGUUGAUACCUGCGAACACCCGGUAUUCCUACAACAGCCCGUCGACUUCCUGCAUCGAACUGUUCGAGACUUUCUCAGGGACCAGUAUAUUCGCCAGCUAGAGGCCGUAUUAAGCACUCAGUUCGUCCCACCGAUAUCGCUCUGUCGCAUCUUCUUGUUCUUCCUAAAGAAACAGCACCAGCAUAACCUCAACACCAAACAACAAUACAACAGCAUGAUCGGCCUGGUAGACGAGCUUCUAUACUACGCGCGAGAGGUAGAAAAGCACGAACUCUAUAAGGACCAAGCCCUCUCUCCAGUGGCGGAGAUAUUGGAUCAGGUGGAUGCAGUUAACAGCACGCUGAUGAAGAUGUCCAAGACCGUGGGGAAUCAUUGGGCACAUGCCAGAGACCCACCGGCACCUCGAGGGCUGGAUGAAUACAACGAGGGGCAUCAUUAUAACUGGAUCUCUUUGGCCAUACAGGCACGGCUGGUGAAGUACGUGAGAGGGAUAUUGGGGGCCCAUGGAGUUCUGCCGUCAAAAAGUGGUCGACCGCUGCUUGACUAUGCUCUGCGACCUCGCAGAGUCACACCGAUACAAGUUCCAUAUCAUUCACAACGUGAUGAGCCAAACAUCGAUAGAUCUAUGGUCAAGCUGUUACUAGAGCACAAAGCAAACCCGAACCAGAUCGUAUACUCUCACCAAGAUCGAACUGUCUGGGCUCUGUUCCUGAUAUCCUGCUGGGAGUCGGUGAAUCGUCCAGAAGCAACGCCUGUGUCUAUCAAAGAGUGGUUUGAAGUCAGCAAACUACUUAUAGACUAUGGAGCAGAGUCUGAUUGUUUCAGCACAGCAGAUUUGAGCUAUUUGGGGAGCAUGCAAGAUGUUCUUGUAGCAAUAUUUGGCGAGUUGCAGGCUUCGACACUGCUACGGUUAAUGGAGAGCAGGCCACAGAAGACAGAGGGUGGUUGCUUGAUACAAUAG